AAUAGGUUUACCGCGCCGAAAUAGUAAAAGCCGCGUCUACCCUCAACUUUCUGCAACAGCUAGACGUAUUUGUACCAGUGAAAUGGCAUACUACUGUAGUCACACCCACAUACAAUCCCCACCCAUUUUCCAUGAGGUUGGCCACGCCUUUAGGAUUGGCUGUCUUGAAAAGAUAAACAAUUAAAAUGGCAGACUCUGAUAACUCCGGUUUUUCUAGUACAACGCUCUUGAGCCGAUUGAGAGGUUGGGUAUCUCGCUGCUGGGCAUACGCUUGGGUAUUCUUCAUGGUAAUCUCGCUGGUGACGCUUUAUCACUUCCGAGUACCCCUUCGUCUUUACGAGAAUUUGGCGUCCGUGGUGGUCUUCAUCAACACGUUGACUCCGAAGUUUUAUGUUGCUUUGACCGGAACCUCAUCUGUUAUAUCGGGACUGAUACUUGUUUUUGAAUGGUGCUAUUUUAAGAAGUACGGCACAUCUUUCAUUGAACAGGUUUCUGUGAACCAUUUACGUCCACUGAUGGGAGGGAAUGAACCUACAUCAUCCUCAGUGGGUUUCUUCCCUAGCAUUGGAGAAAAUGAGCCAAGCAGGCAGCCCUUAUCAGAUUGUAAAGUGUGGAGAAAUCCAUUAAAUCUCUUCAGAGGAGCAGAAUACAAUAGGUACACAUGGGUCACUGGCAGAGAACCUCUAACUUACUAUGAUAUGAACCUCUCCGCACAAGAUCAUCAAACCUUUUUUACAUGUGACACUGACUCUUUACGGCCAUCAGAUGCUGUUAUGCAGAAAGCUUGGCGUGAGAGAAGCCCUCAAGCAAGAAUCAAAGCAGCAUAUCAGGCCCUGAAUGUAUACAACGACUGUGCUACAGCAUAUAUUCUCUUGGCUGAAGAAGAAGCAACUACAAUAUCAGAUGCAGAAAAUUUUUUUCAGCAGGCCCUGAAAGCUGGAGAAUCGGCCUAUAGAAAGUCUCAACAGCAACAGCAUUUGAGUACCCAGCAUGAAGCUCAACACAGAAGAGACACAAAUGUGCUGAUAUAUGCAAAGAGAAGACUGGCAAUAUGUGCAAGAAGAUUAGGAAGAGUGAAGGAAGCUGUAAAAAUAAUGAGAGAUUUAAUGAAAGAGUUUCCUCUUCUGAGCAUGGUGAAGAUCCAUGAAAACCUUCUAGAAGCUUUGCUAGAAUUGCAGGCGUAUGCGGAUGUCCAGGCAGUGCUCGCUAAAUAUGAUGAUAUCAGUCUUCCAAAGUCAGCAACAAUAUGUUACACAGCAGCUUUACUAAAAGCCAGAGCUGUUUCUGAAAGAUUUUCUCCUGAAUCAGCCUCCAGAAGAGGGCUCAGUACAGCAGAAAUGAAUGCAGUUGAAGCAAUUCACAGAGCUGUCGAGUUUAAUCCUCAUGUACCAAAGUACUUACUUGAAAUGAAAAGCUUGGUCAUGCCCCCGGAACAUAUACUGAAACGGGGAGACAGUGAAGCUGUGGCGUAUGCCUUCUUUCACCUCCAGCACUGGAAACGAGUAGAAGGUGCACUAAAUUUGAUGCAUUGUACAUGGGAAGGCACCUUUAGGAUACUUCCAUACCCUUUAGAAAAGGGCCACCUCUUCUAUCCCUAUCCUGGAUGCACUGAAAAUGUUGACAGAGAGUUAUUGCCUGCUUUCCAUGAUGUUUCUGUUUACCCAAAGAAGGAGCUUCCGUUCUUCAUUCACUUUACUGCUGGACUGUGUUCAUUUACAGCAAUGCUGUCUCUUCUUACACACCAGUUUCCAGAGCUAAUGGGUGUUUUUGCAAAGACUUUUUUAGUGACCUUGCUUACUCCCUUGAGCUUCAUUUUCGAAAAGAUUGAGAGCAUCAUGCCGUAUAACUUCUGGAACCAACUGACUCGACUUUAAUUGCCUCACAUAUUCCCAUGCCUGUAAUACCAGCAAGAGGUUCACCGUUACUUUAGGCCCCUUUUAUUUAACAUGUUACAGGGCAAUAUUACAUUGUUCUAUACAGUCAUAUGAAAAAGUUUGGGAACCCCUCUUAAUUCUUCGGAGUUUUGUUUAUCAUUGGCUAAGCUUUUAACGUAGCAACUUCCUUUUAAUAUAUAACAUGCCUUAAGUAUUUCAGCAG
Messenger RNA from Xenopus laevis (African clawed frog), 2097 nucleotides. RefSeq names its product suppressor of tumorigenicity 7 protein homolog (gene st7l.L). The transcript is spliced from 15 exons. The record is from RefSeq and is a predicted model, not a curated record. NCBI's taxonomy places the organism in Eukaryota, Metazoa, Chordata, Amphibia, Anura, Pipidae. Gene Ontology annotation, cellular component: membrane. Bases 186 to 1874 code for a protein of 562 amino acids.